CAAAUAUUGCGCAGAUUGUCAUGAUUAUUACUGCUCGGAUUGUGUAAAAAUUUCAUGAGGAUAUUCCAGCACUGUCUGGACAUAAGAUUCUAGAUAAAGGUCAAGUCAAUGAUGGAACUAGCGGAACUUUGCCUGUAGCACCAACCCAAAGAUGCGAGAGACACGGGUUUAAACCUGUAGACAUGUAUUGUCAAGGUCACGAUAACGUUGGUUGUUCUACAUGUAUGGCAGUAGAUCACAGGUCUUGUAACGAUGUUUUCUACGUGCCUGAGUACGUCUUAGAUCAUGACCCAACACGUCAAUGUGAAGACCUUCAACAGAAAAUGCUAGCUGUUACCGGUGACAUUGAAUUUCAGCUGAAAAUUCGACAACGAGAAAUUAAACGUCUGUUUCAGCGGAAAAAAGAAGAAGUUGAAAACAUAAAACAGUUCCGGAUUGACAUCAACGAGAAACUUGACAAUCUUGAAAAGAAAAGCAUUGAUAACAUAGAAGGUAAAUACAAAGCAUUAAUCAAGAAGUUUGAAGAGCAAAUUACAAUUCUGACAACUUUCCAGACCGAUGUUCAGACUUCAGCAGCAGAUAUUAUAUCCGCCUCAUCAAAUGUGUCGCAAAAAUUUGUGGGAAUGAAAGUAGCUUACUCAGUUACAGAAAAAGCAGACAAUGGUUUAAAAAAGAAAGCAGUGGAAUUCAAAAGAUUUGAUGUAAUCUUUGAACAGCAACCGAAGUUGAUGUCAAUGAUAGAUCAAAUGGACAUAUUGGGAGAAAUUGUGGAAAAAACUGCUUUAUAUAGGCUAGGGGAAAAGAGGGAGAUUAGUAUGAAACAUGAUUCAGACUCGAACUCCUGUUAUGAUAUACGCAGUAUAUGUAAGCUUAAGGAUGGCUGUGUGAUUAUCGCUGAUUACAGUAAAAAAAGCUUAAAACGUCUUGACUUGGCCUCUUCCAAAAUAAUAGAUGUAUGUCAACUUUCGAGUUCCGCGUGGCAAAUUUGUGAAGUUGACAAUGAGAUAGCUGUAUCCUCCUAUUUUGAGAGUAACAUUGACAUAGUAACUACAGAAGGACCACUAAAAGUAGCACGGGAAAUCAAAACCGCUCAUCAUUGUUUUGGCUUAGGGUACAGAAAUGGGAAAAUUUAUGUAACUGAUACAAACAAGACUGUUUAUGUCUACAACAAGACAGGGACAAUACUGAUACAAUUUUCCAAAGAUCAGUCAGGUGACGACUUGUUUAGCAAUAUCUUCAGUCUUACAGUGAGUCAAGAUGGUGAGAUGAUAUAUGUUGCCGAUAGUAAACAUGGCCUUGUAGUACUUAGUAAGGAAGGUAAAUUACACGGAAAAUAUAAGCCUUCCAACCUAAGAAUUGCGAGAGAGAUUUGUGAAACAGACAGUGGAGAUAUACUUGUUUGUGGAGAUACAAGUAACAAUAUUGUACAAUUUUCUCCAAAUGGUGAGGUGGUAGGAGAAAUACUUUCAUUAGAUGGUCAAGCCGGAGGUUGUCGGGCGGCUUGCUUUGAUCGCAAUCACAUGAGACUUAUAGUUGGACGAGGUAGCCGGGAUUAUAUAGAAGUUUACGAUAUGCAGUGAACAAUAAAGAACAAAUGAUAUCUAAACUUUCAUGGCAGUAAAUCAAUAACUGACUUAUUAAUCAAAUUUCAAGACAUUUGUAAUGAUAUUCUCUUAAGAUAAUCUUAAGGAAAAUCUUACUCAAAAUGAAUGAACAUUCAUUCAUUUAUACAUUUCAUCCUAGAAUUGAUAUUUAAUUAGUGUAAAAGAUAACUCUUCAUAAAAAUAUCAGUGUAAAAGAUAACUCUUCAUGAAUUUUAUAAAAGCUAAUUCUAAAAUAAUUAAGAUAUAGUAAAAUUGUA
This is a messenger RNA of Ruditapes philippinarum (Manila clam), 1861 nucleotides long. RefSeq lists its product as uncharacterized. Gene Ontology annotation, molecular function: ubiquitin protein ligase activity. NCBI's taxonomy places the organism in Eukaryota, Metazoa, Mollusca, Bivalvia, Venerida, Veneridae. The coding region runs from base 183 to 1580 and encodes 465 amino acids. The transcript has 2 exons. Gene Ontology annotation, biological process: proteasome-mediated ubiquitin-dependent protein catabolic process; protein polyubiquitination. The record is from RefSeq and is a predicted model, not a curated record.